Molecule: messenger RNA, 1023 nt
Organism: Fulvia fulva
Lineage: Eukaryota; Fungi; Ascomycota; Dothideomycetes; Mycosphaerellales; Mycosphaerellaceae
Exons: 1
Coding region: 1-1023 (340 amino acids)
Biological process (GO): peptidyl-threonine phosphorylation; peptidyl-serine phosphorylation
Molecular function (GO): ATP binding; protein serine/threonine kinase activity
Source: RefSeq, a predicted model, not a curated record
AUGGCCUCCCUCACCGCAACGCCCGCCGGCUCGGGCGCCAAAACGAGCUUCCUCAGCAACGGAAACAUCAUCAUCAAAGAGCUCGGAAGUGGUGCGUUCUCCCACGUCUACGCUUUCAUCCCAAAGCCCACAGCUGACCAGAUCAUCAGUGACUACGGAGCCAAUUCCCACGAUAGACCCGCAACACUUAGCAGACUUCGAUCUGCCAUCCAAGCCGUGAAGAUCAUCCACGAAGAUUACCUCCGGCAAACCGACAUGAACUGCCUCGCCGCUGAAGUUCAGGCCCUCCAGUUCCUCGACAAAGCAAGCCACCCCAACGUAGUCCACUCUUUCGCCUCAGGCACGCAUGAAGUUUGGCAAGCGUGGUACACCAUGGAGAUUCUCAGCGGUGGUGACUUGCAAUCGUUCCUUUCGAAGUAUACUGGGAAGUCAACACCACUUACGAAGCCACCAGAGUCGUUCGUUUGGCACGUACUCAAGUGCAUGGUCGAUGCCCUGCUACUACUCCACUUCGGCCGAGCAGGUCCCAAUCGCAACAGUAGGGACUGGCCAGGCUUUUACCACAGCGACAUCAAGGAGGAUAAUGUUCUCUUCCGGGUACCAGCCGAAGGAAAAGGCUUCGAAGACUUCCCGGACGCUGUUUUGGCAGAUUUCGGAAGUGUGGGUAAGUUAGAUCCGAACGCUGACCAAAGAACCAGGGACGCUUUCUUCCAGCGCCAGAAGUUGGAUGUACUGCAUGUGAUUAUGAGGAUCAUAGAUCCUUUGGUGAAUAGAGCAGGCUGUACCGAUUGCCGGCUUGUUGAAUUGUUUGAUCAAGCUAACAACAUCAGGCUGCAGGACGGGCUCGAGAGGAACACACCUGUGAAGAACUGGUUGAGACAGACGUCAGACCUCGCAGGUAAGAAGAGGGAAGAGCUUUACGAGCCGCUUGCAACGGACAUUCAGACGUACUUCUCGAAGCCAGCUGUGAGUGAUGCUGAGCUUGCAGCUGUGUUCCCAGAGCUCAGUAUGCCAGCUGCAUAG